AUGGCUGCAGUCAUGUUACCUCGGCCUGAUCUUGUGCCAAUACCACGCGUAAGUAGAUUGUUAUAAACUUCAAAGUGUGUGUAGUCUACCAGUCUUAAACGAACUCAUGAGAAGGCACUUAUUUAACGUUUAGCCUAAACUAUAUGCUUUUAUUUUAUCAUUAAUAGGAAUACGCGAAACCGUCUCCGUUGGCAAUGUUAGCCGCAACUUGCAGCAGAAUCGGGCAGACACCAACGAUACAUCAGCCAAGUAUGGAUUGUCGAAGUAAACUGAUAUCUCCGUAUUAUAGCGAACAGUUAUUCCUUCAACCUACAGCCACGGUCACGCCGCAUUACAGUUACCUAGAAAGAAAUCUCCCCUUAACCCCACCACCGGAGGGCCAUUGUAAUCCGUUUAGUGAAUACCACAGUAAGACUUUGAUGGCACCCACAUUCGCUUUGCCUUCUCCACAACGCAGUACAACCGGCCUACCCUAUUUCUCUAACCAUCCUUGUGCGCCUAACCCAAUGCAAGGGAUAACCAGCCUACCUUUUGGAAACCCCGAAUGUAAAACCUUAUCCUGGUGGAGCGUCGAGCCACCCAAGACGCAACAUCAUAUCCCACACAACACAAUUCCAAGUUGGUCCUGCGCAACGACACCCGUCUCCUCUUGUGUCACAUCCAUUCCAGGCUUGCCAUUGGCCUUAGCUUCAACGCAAGUCCCGGGGACGCGAAGAUGCAGACGUUGCCGAUGCCCAAACUGUCAAAUGUCUACAAAUACGGGCACUCCGAACAAACGCAAAGAACAUAUAUGUCAUAUCCCCGGUUGUGGGAAAGUCUACGGUAAAACUUCGCAUCUCAAAGCGCAUUUACGCUGGCAUAGUGGCGAGAGACCUUUUGUGUGUCAUUGGCUGUUCUGUGGUAAAAGUUUCACGCGCUCUGAUGAACUACAACGGCAUCUGCGUACGCAUACCGGGGAGAAAAGGUUCUCUUGUGCCGAAUGUGGAAAGCGAUUUAUGCGCAGUGAUCAUUUGAGGAAACAUCAGAAAACCCAUCAGAAUAAACCCAAAACCGAAAAAUCAGAACUUCAAACCGCAGAAAAUACCGUGAACAUUAACACCAAAGACUAUAGUCCUAAAGAUUUAGUUCAAGAAUAAUUGAGAAUAACUUUCUAUAGCAUAGUAUAGCCGACACUUUUGAGUAUAGUAUAGCCGACACAUAGCCUCGGGUAGCUUCGCUGUUCUUGCGACAAGGAAAUAAGUUAUAUCGAAAGCAUCGUGAAUAUCACGAAUUGAGUGUUAGUUCCAAUUUAAAUAUUUUUUCCUCCGAUAUAUUUGACAAAUUUUGAUUUGUGUUUGAACUUUUUAAUCAAUCAAUCAACCAAGAAUUUAGUUAGUGCAUGUAUUUUUUUGCUCUAUAAUUUUUCUCUGCUGUUUUAGAGUUUACUGAAUUACUGGUUUAUAAUAUUAAAGAGAGACUUUGUGUAUAUACCAAUAUACUCGAGUUUCUAAAAGCAGUUGUUUCAUAAUAGGAAAAAUGAUAAAAUUAAAGAAUACGAUAUUUUAAGCCUCAUAACCUUCCAAUAUCUUAUACUUAUUGCAAAAAAUUUUACUUUUUACUUAAUUUCAGCCGAAACGAUGUUUCCAGAAUUCGCGUUAUAACCUGAACAAAAUUCCUUUAAAAGAAUGUAUGAAGUUUUGUCUUGUGGUUGUAUCUUACAGGUCUUGACAAAAGCCACAAAUGCCUUGUUUUGUUUUCAACGUUCAAGCAUGCCGAAUACCGCGACGAUUCUACAAGAGCUUUGCAAAUAGUGUCACAGUGACAUAAGACAGAAAAUAUUUCAGCGAAGCUACCCUAUGGCUAGGAGUCGGAUUAUAUAAUGUGAAAUGACAUAUUCAUGUUACAUAUAUAGCUGAAUCUAUUUAUUAACAAAUUUCACCCUUGUAUAUAUGUAUUAAAGGUUUAUGCACACAAAAUUACACAGAUUAUAAUAUUCGUUCAAAUAAAAGAAUUACAAUGAAACGAAAGUGUCCUAGCUUUUAAAUCUUUUUACAUAGAUGCUCCAGUCCACGUAUUGUAUUCUACAAUAAGCUGUCGUUGCUCGUGUCAGAACUAUACCUGAAAAAGGUCUGUCCAUGCAUGUAUUGUAGAUAGUGUUCUCAAUAACCUGCCUAUAUAGUUUGUGUCUGAACAACCUGAAAAAGAUAUCUCAAACGUGGGGUCCAGUAUAGGUAGGGUUCUACAAAAGGCUGUAAUUUUCCCUUUCUCAGCUAUAUUAAACUAUUUCCAUUUAAUUUAAUUCGUUAUGCCAUUUGAAAGUUGCUGAUAAAUUUUCCCCAAAUCCGCCGUUGCAUGCUUUCAAAGUUUCCUUAUGACGGAUAUAGUAUAAGUAAUAAGACCAGAAUGCUGCUUGUCCCUUGCGGGCCUUGAUUUGUGUUAGCAAAAUUUAGCCUCGAUAACUGGGGCCACCACGUUUGAAAUAUCCUAGCCAGGGCAGUGAAGAUACAAGCCGCUGCAGCUUGUUGUAGAGUUUAUCAGACGAACCAUAUCCGUCGGCAUCGCGUCUGUCGGGGCCGCGUUGUGUAUGUAGGCAACACUGUUCUGGGAACAAGUCCUGUUCUCAUGGCAGUCUGCUUGAUAUUUUCCUAAUAGUAAUACUUCGUAUAAUGCCAGUAUAGACGAUCAUGAAGCACGGACAAAAUCAUGUAUCGAUAGAUAAUUCGUCUUGACGGAUUCGUCAACGUACCGCGUUUAUCGCUACAUGCAGCGACGCAUCAGACGGAACUGCCUUUUCUUUGACUUUGCUCAAAACUUGUGCAUUAAUAUGGUCUUAAAGAACUGUGCACAGACUGCACUAUAUGUUAUUAAAGAAAUAGUCAAUGAAUCAUGUUAAUUAUACUCGAUAUAGUUGUUUUUCUAGCCCUGACCUCGUUGUACAUUAUUUUCAUUUCAUAAUUCUAGAUGCUUCGUUGUAAAUUGCAGCUAUCAAAUUAAACUAAACAUAGAGUAUUUAAAAAUGCUUUUAAAUGCUAAAUUAUCUUCCUUUUCGCAAGAGCAGGUUAUCAAAUUGCCCUGCUGUGUGGCUAAAAAGCUUUUUAAUUGCUUAACAGGUUGUGUUUUUUUCAAACCAGACUUGCCUUUUAAGUCUCGCUGACCAUGUGAGCCAAUUAAUGCCCAAUAAUAUUCAUGUCAAUAAUGUUAUGUAAUCAUCCUUCACACAAAUGCGCUACAAUGCCACUGAUCUUAAAAAAUUGCACUGGAUCAAGUGUUUGAAUCGAAUAUACAAACCACGACAGCUUACUGUAGAAUACUACCUACACUGGACGACCACGUUUGAAAUAUCUUCUUCAGGUAGUUCAGACACAAACCAUGUAUGGCAGCUUAUUAUAGAAUACUACCUACACUGGACCACCACGUUGAGAUAUCUUCUUGAGGUAGUUCAGAUACAAACCAUGGCAGCUCAUUGUAGAAUACUACCUACACUGGACCACCACGUUUGAGAUAUCUUCUUCAGGUAGAAUACUACUUACACUGGAUCACCAUGUUUGAAAUGUCUUUUUCAGGUAGUUCAGAUACAAACAACGGCAGCUUAUUGUAGAAUACUACCUACACUGGAUCACCACGUUUGAGAUAUCUUCUUCUGGUAGUUCAGACACAAACCACGGCAGCUUAUUGUAGAAUACUAGCUACAUUGCAUGGACGCUAUGUUUGAGAUAUCUUUUUCAGACACAGACCACGACAGCUUAUUAUCGGAGACGCUACUUAUAAACUGGACCCCCUAGCAGACGGUUUUUUUGGGGGAGGAGUUUGUUACGUUUGAGAUAUCUUUUUCAGGUAGACGGAAGCUAAUGCUUAUUAUAAAUUUAUACCUACCCGGGCAAACGGCCUCUUAGAUAUAUGCGAAUAUGAUAAUGUAAUUGCCUAUAUAAGUAUUAGUUUCGUUUAUGCUUUUCCUUUCUAGAUUUGAAGUGAGGGCGUUGCAGCGAUCUUUUUUUAAGAAAAUGAGUUUGUGUUUCUAUGGUGUGACUGACAAACUACAAGAUUGGACCAAGUGGUAUUCUUCGUAGAUUACCAAAAAUGGGUCCGACAGACGUGUGACAUUUCUAUAUGAAGGAGAUUCCUGAAAUCUUGAUAUAUAUUGGUUUUCAAAAUUUUGCUUGAGUCGACUUAGUGAUUUUUUCUCGCAAGUUGUAUUUGUGAAUGUGGGAAAAAGUCGCCAAAUUUAUUUCGCCUCUUUCAGAAUCAUCCUCAGAGAUACCAAUCUCAAACAUAUAUAUCGAGAGAGGUCUAUACCGUCUAGUAUAGGUAGUAUUCUACAAUAAGCUUCCGUGAUUUCUGUCAGAACUACCUGAAGAUAUUUCAAGCCUGGUGUAGUUUACAGACCUGUGGGAACAAAAAUAUUAUAGUAUACAAAAAGUGUAUCUUCACUAAUAUUAUAAAACAGUAUAAACUCUCCGAAACAAUAGAGCAAAAUUAUACAGCAAAAAAACAGUGAUUUGUCGGUCCGAACUAACUGAAAGUUUUUAUAUCGCACUAUUUUUCAAAAUCUGAAGAUGCAUGGAGUUAUUAUACUCUGUGGUCUGAGUUAAUCACGGACACACUCAAUUGUGAAAUGCGGAUAGACUGAUAGAGACAGUUCCGUUUAGACAAGAACUAAAGAUACUUUGAUGUUUCAGACGAAGCCAAUAGCCUUUCUAAGGAGGUUACCAUAUAGCGACUUUCUGACAAAAGGUCUUCACUCGAAGUGUCAAAGUUAAGUUUUUUAAUAUCUUAAAUUCGUGAUCAUGUAGUUCAGACAAAAACCAUACCAAUAUAAAAAAAUGCCUGCACGGAUAGCUUAUUGUAUAGAACACUCAUGCCACACUUAAACCUACCCAAUAUUUCUUCACUUCAAAAUUCUGGAAACUUCUACCAUUUUUGAGUUCAAAGAAUGCGUGCGGAAAAUAACUAAUUUAUAACGGUUGCAUAUCGUAAUCUGGCCAGCGUAGCAGCCACUUUUCCGUGAGGAAGGACUUCCUCAUUUUUACCGCUCGCAAUCCUCCCAAAAAACCGGCGUCUAUAUACGCAUGUUAAUCACGGCGAAGGUUUUGUGUUUUCUACAAAAAAAAACAUUGUCGAACAUUCCGCGGUACAAGCGCGCAAACCACUUGUGCGUUUUUAAGUGGAAAUAUUGGAUUCGAUGCUUAUGGUUUAUAGCGAGAGGUGAUGAUGUCGAGGACCCGUGGGAGUAGGUUUGGACUACACGGAAAUAUUACCAUAUUUAGUUCGAUUUAUUUCAGCGUGGAAUUCUGCAAGUCAUGUUUUGCUGAAACGCUUCCUAUAGCUAGGCGGAUUUGCAUGAUUUUGAGAUAUUAAUAUAUUGAUAAAGUAAUGUUUAGUUCGUGAAGCUGAAUGAUAGGAUUUAAAUUUGUUACAUUAAAUUCAAAGUGCAUGCAGUAUAGUGAGGAGAUUCCGAUGUAUCUUAAAUAAUGAAAUCCCAGAAACACUCGCUUAAAAAAUCUCGGAAUACUUUUCAGUUUCAUUUACCGUUUUGAGAUUGACUUUAUUUCCGCGUGUCUGUUUUGGCAGUGUCGCCGUAGCGAGGUGAGAGCAACCGAGAGGGGAUUUUCGUGGCGGGACACUGUGCAACUGAUGCAUAGAAUAUAGAAUCAAUUAAUAGCAUCAAAUUGUGGGAACAGCUUGUAGCGACUGCGUCUCUGGUACUCGGUUAUGACUACACCUUUGUUAUCCCUAAACCAAACACCAAUUUUUUUGAAAAAUAAUCUUCAAUAUAAUGGAGCAGUAGUAUGGAAUUCAAAUUAUUCAAUACCAAUUGAAAUUAGGAAUUCCACUUCGCUGAAAAUAUUCAAAACUGUAGUAUAGAAAUAAUUUGUGUAUAUAGCUUUAAUUUCUCCUUUUCCUUGUAAAUAUCGUAAAUAAUUCAAAUGUCACGGCGCCUGGGAAGAUCAUUUCAAUUUGGAUGACAGGCCUCCGUGCUUAAAUAAAGUUUACUAUGACUAUCGUCGAGCUUAUUACAUGUCAUCUUUGCAAAACGACGUGUUAGCUCGCGUAUUACAAACUUGUCGCCAAAAGGCUUGUGAAUGAUUACAAAAUUGUCAAUUUGUCAGUCACUUGGACCAACUCGUGAUAUUCGUAGCGUGUGUUCCAUGUGAGUAAAAAAGUUUUUUUCGGCUUCCAGUUUGCCCAUCUGUGAUGGACUGCAGGGCCGCCCAGAAGGGGGGGGGGCAAAGGGGGCAAAUUGCCCCGGGCCCCGAGUUGCUUGGGGCCCCUGAAAAUUUUUUGUAGGGCCCCAGGCUUUUUUGUGUGUUAAAUAUUUCCGCGCAAAGGACAAGAUAUCUGUUUUCUUGGGCUAAGUACCGAAUUUUGGCAUAAAAAAAUGAGAUAAAGUCCCUCGAAAGCAUUUGCAACGUACUCGUCCGGCAAAAUUUUGUACUCGGGAAAAAAAUUUUUACCGCUAAAAUGGUACACUGACCGAAAAUUUUUUGGGGACGGGGGGGGAGGUUGUUAUCCGGAAAAAAUUUUUUCCGGGAAAAAUUUUUUAGAUAGGGGCCCCUAAAAAAAUUUGCCCCGGGCACCCGCCAACCUCUGGGCGGCCCUGAUGGACUGUGUCAGUUUUUUAAACAACAUUUUUACUAGUGUUUAACGCAUUCAAAAAGUUUUUAAAUUACUGUGAAUUAAAAGAAAAAUUGGGCUUCAUACUAGUUAUCUUAUUGCAUUGCAAAUAGUUUCCAAUAAAAGAUAAUGAAUAGCAUAAUUACAUAUGCCAAAAUGAUCGACUCGAUUACUUUCUAUUUGCAUUAAUUGCCAUGAAGAUUUAAUUUGCAUAAGUAGUGUAUAUGUUUUCUCUAAUGUGAUAAAAGUUUGUGAUACUGUUUCUGUGCGAUAAUUCAAGUGCCUUUUAGGGGCUGAUUACAUGGUGCCGGGCUGGCCCGGUUAACCGUGCUGACUCGUUUGUUUAGGACCUUACUGUGGUUUUAAAACUUGCGUAAAAUUAAUUUGCGAUAAAUAGUUGGUUUAGUAUGGAUGCAAUAGCAUCCUAAACCCGACUCAAAACUCAUUUUGCGGCCCAAGGAAGAUUUUCGUGUUCAGCCCGGUUAACCGGGCUGGCUCGGUCCAUGUAAUCAGCCCCUUAGUCUCUAAAUUAUAUGUGAUAACUUAUUCUAAAUUAAGUUCUUUGAAUGUUUGCAUGGCGAUAAAAUAUAAUUGUUUUUGUUUGUGGAAACACCACGUAAAUUUAUUAUUUUAUUCUAAAUUGUUAUCACUUCUACUUAUUUUCCUACAACCAUCAUUUCCAAAAAUUUUCAGAUAAAAUUGUUGAUUUUUUUAGCGUUUUUUUUAAAAUUAUAUCGCGCUUAUAGACAAGAACAACACCACAAACAAACAUACCUACACGACCUACCCGAACAAUUAUCGACAUUUUUAGCGGCUGACAGCUGAAGCACAAAAUAAAUAAUAAGACCAGAAGUCUCACUCGAUGUCGGAAUCUUUGAUGUUGAUGUCCCCGCGCAUGUCGCCUCGCGCAUCUUGGCCGUGUCUCGUUUCCAGUGCCCUAAACAAGUGUAAUUUGACAAAUUUACGUCUAAACAUUAAGGAGUGAGAAAGUUAAAACGAUACCAAUCGAGUUUUAGAGCUUUGGUGACCAUUUUAAAAGAAUAUAUGAUAAAUUCAAAG
Paramuricea clavata is the source of this 7650-nucleotide messenger RNA. Lineage: Eukaryota; Metazoa; Cnidaria; Anthozoa; Malacalcyonacea; Plexauridae. The record is from the annotation of a GenBank genome assembly.